Molecule: messenger RNA, 4011 nt
Organism: Zonotrichia albicollis (white-throated sparrow)
Lineage: Eukaryota; Metazoa; Chordata; Aves; Passeriformes; Passerellidae
Source: RefSeq, a predicted model, not a curated record
GAAUUCCUCGCUUGUUGCUGAUUUCAUGCCCACGUCCUCAUGGAACAUCUCAAGUGAAUUAGAUAAAGAUUACUUCCUGACGCUGGACGAGCCCAUGAACAACAUCACCACCACGCUGGGGCAGACGGCGGAGCUGCACUGCAAGGUGUCGGGGAACCCCCCUCCCACGGUGCGGUGGCUGAAGAACGACGCGCCCGUGGUGCAGGAGCCGCGCAGGAUCUCCUUCCGCGCCACCCCGUACGGCUCCCGCCUGCGCAUCCGCAACCUGGACACCACCGACACCGGCUACUUCCAGUGCGUGGCCACCAACGGCAGGAGGAGCGUGUCCACCACCGGCGUGCUCUUCGUCAAGUUCGGUCCCCCGCCAACAGCGAGCCCAGGAUCCUCGGAUGAGUAUGAGGAGGAUGGGUUUUGCCAGCCCUACAGGGGCAUCGCCUGCGCCCGCUUCAUUGGCAACAGGACCAUCUACAUGGAGUCCCUGCACAUGCAGGGGGAGAUAGAAAAUCAGAUUACAGCUGCCUUCACCAUGAUCGGCACCUCCAGCCACCUGUCGGACAAGUGCUCCCAGUUUGCCAUCCCCUCCCUGUGCCACUACGCCUUCCCCUACUGCGACGAGACCUCCUCGGUGCCCAAGCCUCGGGACCUGUGCCGGGACGAGUGCGAGAUCCUGGAGAACGUGCUGUGCCAGACCGAGUACAUCUUCGCCAGGUCCAACCCCAUGAUCCUGAUGAGGCUCAAGCUGCCCAACUGCGAGGAUCUGCCCCAGCCCGACAGCCCCGAGGCCGUCAGCUGCAUCCGCAUCGGCAUCCCCAUGGCCGACCCCAUCAACAAGAAUUACAAGGAUUCCAAGGAAAAGAACAAAAUGGAAAUCCUGUACAUCCUGGUGCCCAGUGUCACCAUUCCCCUGGCCAUAGCCUUGCUGUUCUUCUUCAUCUGCAUCUGUCGCAACAACCAGAAAUCCUCGUCCCCUCCGGUGCAGAGGCAGCCCAAGCACGUCCGGGGGCAGAACGUGGAGAUGUCCAUGCUCAACGCCUACAAACCAAAGAGCAAAGCCAAGGAGCUGCCCCUCUCCGCCGUGCGCUUCAUGGAGGAGCUGGGCGAGUGCGCCUUUGGCAAGAUCUACAAGGGCCACCUCUACCUGCCGGGCAUGGACCACGCCCAGCUGGUGGCCAUCAAGACCCUCAAGGACUUCAACAACCCCCAGCAGUGGGCGGAAUUCCAGCAGGAGGCGUCGCUGAUGGCCGAGCUGCACCACCCCAACAUCGUGUGCCUGCUGGGCUGCGUGACGCAGGAGCAGCCCGUGUGCCUGCUCUUCGAGUACACCAACCAGGGCGACCUGCACGAGUUCCUGGUGAUGCGCUCGCCCCACUCGGACGUGGGCUGCAGCAGCGACGAGGAUGGCACGGUCAAGUCCAGCCUGGACCACGGGGACUUCCUGCACAUCGCCGUGCAGAUCGCCGCCGGCAUGGAGUACCUGGCCGGGCACUUCUUCGUGCACAAGGACCUGGCCGCCCGCAACAUCCUGAUCGGGGAGCAGCUCCACGUGAAGAUCUCCGACCUGGGGCUCUCCAGGGAGAUCUACUCGGCCGAUUACUACAGGGUGCAGAACAAGUCGCUGCUGCCCAUCCGCUGGAUGCCCCCCGAGGCCAUCAUGUACGGCAAGUUCUCCUCCGACUCCGACAUCUGGUCCUUCGGGGUGGUUUUGUGGGAAAUAUUCAGCUUCGGCCUCCAGCCCUACUACGGGUUCAGCAACCAGGAGGUGAUCGAGAUGAUCCGGAAGCGGCAGCUGCUGCCGUGCUCCGAGGACUGUCCCCCCCGGAUGUACAGCCUGAUGACGGAGUGCUGGCACGACCUGCCCUCGCGCAGGCCGCGCUUCAAGGAGAUCCACGCGCGCCUGCGCUCCUGGGAGGGCCUCUCCAGCCACACCAGCUCCACCACCCCGUCGGGCGGCAACGCCACCACGCAGACCACCUCGCUGAGCGCCAGCCCCGUCAGCAACCUCAGCAACCCGCGCUACCCCAACUACAUGUUCCCGGCGCAGGGCAUCCCGCAGGGGCAGCUGGCGGGGUUCAUGGCGCCGCCGCUGGCGCAGAACCAGCGCUACAUCCCCAUCAACGGCUUCCCCAUCCCGCCGGGCUACGCCGCCUUCCCCGCGCCCCACUUCGCCCCGCCGGCCGCGCCCAGGGUGAUCCAGCACUGCCCCCCGCCCAAGAGCCGCUCGCCCAGCAGCGCCAGCGGCUCCACCAGCACGGGCCACGUCACCAGCCUGCCCUCGUCGGGCUCCAACCAGGAGGCCAACAUCCCCCUGCUGUCCCACAUGGCCAUCCCCAGCCACCCCGCGGGCAUGGGCAUGGCCAUGUUUGGCAGCAAGACUCAGAAACCCUACAAAAUGGACUCCAAGCAGUCCUCCCUGCUGGGGGACUCGAGCGUGCACGGACCCAACGAGUCGGUGAUCUCGGCCGAGUUGUAAAUACGCCAGGCCUUUGUACAGAGAACCCUUCGGACGCGGGCUCGGCGGGGGCAGCAGAGAUGGGUUUGUUUUUCUGUUCAGAUGUUUUAUUGAAGGUCCUUUUCUGGCUGUUGGACAGACGUCGCAGCAAAGUGUCUUCUGUGAAGUUUCACUGCUCGCCAGCACGGGCAGGCACAGCCAGACGGAUCCUCCUGGUGGGAAUCCCCAGCCUUGGCCACGAUUCCCCAAGUGCCACCAGCAGCUCAAAGAGGGGCAGGGGGAAUCUGAGGGGUUUUUUAAAGUUAAAAACGUUUUAUCAAUGCUUUUUCACGGCUUUUUGAAGCGUGGUUUGAAUCACGGGGACUUUUUUUUAAUACUGAAAACCAUAUUUUAAUAUUUGUCUCUUUUUUUAGGAGAUGCAAAGAUUCGGAGAUCUGGGUGUGCAAUUUCAGUGCCAAUAGGGAAAAUAUUUGUAAAUGUUGCGGUCGAGGAUUGUGUUUCAAAUGUGUGAUCUGAGAGCUGAAUCAGUUACUUCAGGUGGGAUUUUGGUCUUUGGUUUGGUUGGGAGUCUGAGCUCAGAUUCGUACCAAAAAAUGUCAUUUAUGUGACAGCACAAGUGCUGGAGUUACCAGCUUGCAGUCUACAAACCUCAUCUGCUGCUGGCUGCUGAGGGCAGCUGGAGCUCUUAAGGAAUUGCCUUAAAGGAAAUGAAAUUAAAGGGCUUUAAUUUCAGAACCUGAAUCAACUUCUUCGAAGAUAACGUUUCAUGAUCUAGUCGCUCAAGCAGGAAUUUUUUAUCCUUUUGUUGCUAUGCAACUGUGUAAUGGAAAAGCGCCAAACCACAAGUUUAGAGAUGACAAUCAGCUUUCCCAGGAAUAUUUAUUGUGUCAUUUCAGUGACUCUGACUCCAGUAACCCUGGAAAAAGGGAGGCUCACAUUCCAUCAGGCAGCAAAUCCAUCGAUAGCAAUUGUGUCUAAUAAUGUGAAUUAGUGCUGAUUUUCCACUUAGAAAUGCACCAUUUGUGUCAUUAAAAAACCCAUUCAGGUAGAACCAAUCGAGAUUCUUCAUUUGAAACCACUUUAAUGAGUUACACACGUGCUGUGUACGGUACAUUUUCCACAGACUCUUUUUUUGUACUGAAUAAUAUUUUUAUUGUCCACAAAAGCCAAUCUUUUUGCUCAGUUGACAAUGUUGUAUAAUAGGACUUUAUUUUUAUCUUUUUUGCACAAAAGUGUGAUGAUGUUUUUGUACAGCAGAAGUGAAAAUACAUCUCUGCAUUUUAUAUCUUGGGGCUGUUUCUUUUGAUUUUUACCCUGAUGUAGAUGUUCCUGAAAUAUAUUAUGGUGAUACUCAGCCACUACCUUAUACAAAUAUCUUUCUUUGUUUUCACUGCAUGCGUUUAAUCACUGUAUUACUUGAUGAUUGAGUUAUUAAUUAUGGGCAUUUCAAUUAGGCAAGCAUGAGAAAAAAAAAAUGUAAUAACAAAGGCUAUUUUAUAACUGAGAUAUGUGCAUUUUUGUAUUUCACGUGCCAGAGAUGAUAUUAAACACUGAUUAUUUUA